Messenger RNA from Aspergillus tubingensis, 1413 nucleotides. RefSeq names its product DUF895 domain membrane protein. The transcript is spliced from 2 exons. The record is from RefSeq and is a predicted model, not a curated record. Gene Ontology annotation, biological process: transmembrane transport. Gene Ontology annotation, molecular function: transmembrane transporter activity. Bases 1 to 1413 code for a protein of 470 amino acids. NCBI's taxonomy places the organism in Eukaryota, Fungi, Ascomycota, Eurotiomycetes, Eurotiales, Aspergillaceae.
AUGGCUGACGCUGAGAAUGGAAGUGGCGGCAAAGUGCCACUCAAACGAGUGUGGUACCGCACCUCCCUUUUCAAUGCCUGCGUGAUUGGUGCUGUUGGCUUUCUCGCCCCCGGGCUAUGGAACGCCAUGAACUCCCUGGGAGCCGGAGGCGAAGAGAAACCUUUUCUGGUGAAUGCCGCCAACGCACUGGUUUUCGGGCUCAUGGGCAUUUUCUGCAUCUUCGGCGCGCCCAUCGCCAACCGGAUUGGACUGAAAUGGGCCCUUCUCCUCGGCGCCGCCGGCUACCCCGUCUACGCAGCCGGUCUCUACACCAACAACCGGUUCGGCAACGUCUGGCUAGUUCUGGUCGGUGCCGUCGCAUGUGGCAUUUCAGCCGGUCUCUUCUGGGCCAGUGAAGGCGCCAUCGCAAUCGGAUACCCUGAACCAUCGAAACGAGCCCGAUACCUCAACAUCUGGGUCUGGUGGCGCACCCUCGGACCCAUCAUCGGGAACUCGAUUGUCCUGGCCCUCAACAUUAAAAACAAAGACAAAGGAAGCGUGGGAUACUCCACCUACAUUGUCUUCAUCGUGCUACAAUGUCUCGCCGUCCCCGUCGCUUUACUCCUCACCCCGCCCAACAAAGUCCAACGCGCCGAUGGCUCCCCGGUCAUCCUUCGGGUCGAGGACUCGUGGAAAGCGGAAUUCCAAGCCCUCUGGAAAACAUGCAAAAACCGCACCGUCAUCCUUCUUCUCCCUGUUUUCUGGGCCGUCUACUUCAAUGAGUACUCGAGUAACUUCGAAACGUACUAUUUUGGGGUCCGAGCUCGUGCGCUCAUCGCUUUCCUCUCCGACUGGGUCACCAUCCUUGCUUCGCAAAUCAUUUCUCACUGGCUGGAUUGGAAGCGUAUCGACGCUAAGAAACGUCUCACGUACGGCUGGUAUUGGGUCAUCAUUGUGCAUGUGACGGCGUGGAUUCUUGGCUGGGUUGUGCAGGAGCAAUAUACAUCAGCCCAUAAAAAGAACCCUGAUCUGGGGACGAUGGAUUACACUAGUCCGGGGUUCACUAAGGGCGCGUUUGUCCUCUUCAUGUGGACUUUUGCGCAGCAGACGGGCCAGAAUUGGUUGUAUUAUUUGGUCGGAAGCAUGACUGAUAAUAUCGCCGAGUUGACCAGGUUGACGGGUGUGUUGCGCGGUCAGGAGAGUUUUGGUGAGGCGAUUUCUUACGGAUUAAAUACGAGGGAUUGGUAUGGUGGACGGGUGCCGAUGGCUGUGAAUACUAUUUUGCUGGGCUUGUGUGUUAUUCCGACAUGGAUAGUUGUGAAGAAUCACGACAUGGAAUCCACAGGCGAAAGCGAGUUGGAGGUGGAUCGACGCCCAGUUGUGGAUGAGAAGGGGGUGGUUGAUUUGGAGGUGAAGGAAACGGGAGUUCAUUGA